AUGUGGCCUCCCCUCCAUCCCCCCUCCUCUAUGCCUCACCAAUCAUCCUCUCUGCCUCUCACCCCGCGCCCACUCCUUAUCCCAACCACACCCACUUACCCCUACCUCUCCCUCCCCCUUAACCCUCGUGCAACAUCCCUCCACCUCCUCUCACCACCUUUUUCUCUCAUGCUAUUACUCACUCCCCUCUUACUCUUCCUUUCUCCUACCUCCCCUCUCACCACCUCCUCUACCCACCUCUCCUCCUCCUCCCCCCCACCGAUCCUUUUGUACACUCUCCCCACCCCACUUCUUCUCCCCCACUCCAAGUCCCUCCACCUUCCCACCCCUCCGCUCGCCUACCCUCCCCCCGAAUCACCCCCUGGCAACUCCCCACCCACGCAGCCCUACCACCUCCCCCUCUCCCCCGCCCAUUACCUCGACUAUCCCAUACCCCGUUCUCCCCCCCAUCUCUCUCACAACACGCUCACACCUCCCGUCCCCUGCGCACCCCAUUCUCCCUCCCAUUCCUCCACCCUCCUGUCCUCUACGAUCCUCCCCGACCAUCACUUCACACCCCCUCUCUUCUACCCCCCCUCUCCUUCCCUAGUACCCCACACCUACUUCUCUCACAUCCACCAUCCCCCCCCCCCGGCGCGCCGCCUCCCCCCCCUCCCGACAACCGCCCCGCCUCUCCACCCUCCUCGCCACCCCACGCCUCAUCCCAACACCUAA
Molecule: messenger RNA, 714 nt
Organism: Homalodisca vitripennis (glassy-winged sharpshooter)
Lineage: Eukaryota; Metazoa; Arthropoda; Insecta; Hemiptera; Cicadellidae
Product: proline-rich extensin-like protein EPR1
Exons: 1
Coding region: 1-714 (237 amino acids)
Source: RefSeq, a predicted model, not a curated record